AUGAGGAUUUGCGGAAAAAUCUUAAAAAAUCCUCUCAGCCUACACGCUCACUUGAGGAGUAUUCACACCACGCGUGAACGACCCAGUUGUGCCACGUGUCAUCGCGUCUUCUUCAACUCGGUCAACUUACGGGAACACAUCAAAGUUGUCCACAGCACGAAGGAACGACCUCGGCUCCCGUGUACGUUUUCUGGGUGUGAGAAAACCUUCCUAUACAAGGCAGACGUUUCGAGACACGUAAAAACUAAACAUGCCGAUAAUCCGGUCCGAUUUCCGUGCACGUUUUGUGGAAAGGACUUCAAAACCAGGGUUGAACUUGAGGAUAACAUUUUCACCCACACGACCGAGAAGCCCUACAAUUGUGCCACUUGUGGGAGGAGUUUCUCCAAAAAAUCGAACAUGAAAAGUCACGAGGAGACGCAUUUGGAAAAAUCUACUCGAGAAGUGUCAAAGUGUCACCUCUGUCCUCAGACCUUCACAAGUCAACGUGCGCUACAAUGGCACAUCCGAACUGUGCAUGAAAAUGAGAGGAAUUAUUCGUGCUCAUUUUGUGCCAAGAGGUUCACGACGGCACCAUCUUUGAAGAGUCACGUGGAGGCGAGACACCCCACGAACAAGGAGAAGAUUCAUUCCUGUGACAAAUGCGAGUACAAGGGUUACUCGAAAGUGAAUUUAGCUCAGCACGUGAGGCGUCACAAUGCUAAGAAGAAAAACGUGUGCUACUUUUGCAAGAAGGCGUUCAUCACGUUCAAUGAUUUGGUCAGACACUGCAGUCGGGUUCAUUGUCUCGAAAAGUAAAAGAGCAAAUAUGUUUUAAUGGGCGUAUGCAUAAAGACAAGUUAUCUUUAUGCAUAAGGUUAUCUUAGAUAAACUUCUUGGUUAAUAUAUUUUAGUAAUUUUUAUGGGCUGCACAAAUGACUUUAGGAUUGGGUUUGAUUAAAUAUUAUUGAUCUUUUUCAAUUGUAAAAUUUUCCACACACUCGUAUCUUUGUAUCUUUCUUAAUACUCGGAAUUGGGUUUAAUAAGUAAUAUAUUUACAUGUGUGUUCGUAAAUAUGUCAUGAGUUGAG
This is a messenger RNA of Folsomia candida, 1069 nucleotides long. Its product is annotated as oocyte zinc finger protein XlCOF19-like. Gene Ontology annotation, molecular function: DNA-binding transcription factor activity, RNA polymerase II-specific; RNA polymerase II transcription regulatory region sequence-specific DNA binding. The record is from RefSeq and is a predicted model, not a curated record. Gene Ontology annotation, cellular component: nucleus. The coding region runs from base 1 to 798 and encodes 265 amino acids. NCBI's taxonomy places the organism in Eukaryota, Metazoa, Arthropoda, Collembola, Entomobryomorpha, Isotomidae. The transcript has 3 exons. Gene Ontology annotation, biological process: regulation of transcription by RNA polymerase II.